Molecule: messenger RNA, 1493 nt
Organism: Salvelinus sp. IW2-2015
Lineage: Eukaryota; Metazoa; Chordata; Actinopteri; Salmoniformes; Salmonidae
Gene: hsf5
Product: heat shock transcription factor family member 5
Biological process (GO): regulation of DNA-templated transcription
Molecular function (GO): DNA-binding transcription factor activity; sequence-specific DNA binding
Source: RefSeq, a predicted model, not a curated record
AUAUGGAGCUCGAAGAGGAACGCCUCACCAUCCCCAUCAAUCCCAACAAUUUUCCAGCGAAAUUGUGGCGUUUGGUGAAUAACCCCAAAAAUCGAUCGAUACGUUGGGAUCCCUGUGGUGAGGGUUUGAUAAUCGAACAGCAGCUAUUUGAAUCAGAGCUGCUGUCACCUCAGAAACAAACGUUUGACACCACUGACCUUUUCAAAACAACCAACUUUACAAGCUUCAACCGCCAGCUGAAUCUUUAUGGGUUCAGGAAGGUGGUCCAUGGCCCCGGGGGCUCGGAGAAGAAUGAUGUCUCAUCUCCGAUGGACGGGAUAAAACACCACUUCCACAACCCAAACUUCAAACAACAUCAUCCCGAACUGCUGGUGAAUCUUAAGAGGCUGACAAGCAAAAACAAGGCGAAGAUGGAAGCUGGCCUAGAAGUGAACUGCCGGCCCCCAGCAAAUCGUUUCCACCGACUCAUGGCAAAUGGUGACGGUGGUGAGGAGAAAGUUAAAGUAGAUAAUAGAGGUUCCAUGUUUGUUGGUCAGGUAAAACGACCAUCUCCUUACCAACAGUACCACCAAAGCAGAAUCCAGCCCAUGAAGGACUAUGAUCGGACCCCUAUCCCACCCCGCGGCUGGAUCAUGGGUCAUGGGGAUGCCCCCUCCCCCACCACCUUCUACACAGACAAGGGAAUCCCCAUAUCUGUCAUCCACCGGUUCCCUUCAGACACUUCCUGCAAUGUGCAGUCCAGUCCGACUACUGUGCACAUCCAGCAGGGUUCACAAAGCCUGGCAAACAGCUUGAUCCCUCACCAUGCUCAGUACCGACCUGGAUUCUAUUCCCCUGCAUCAGUGUGCCAAUGCUGCUCUCCAGGCUCAAUGGACUCGGACUGCCAUAGUGCCCACCAGACAACUCCCUCAUACUCCCAUUACAGCUAUUACCAGCCAAACUGUCCUGUGGGCUUUCUGUAUCCUGGCAAUCAAAACCAGGACUGGCAGAGCAGUGAAACCCAGGAGACCAACAAGAGUGAUGUCAACUUGGACACAGUCUUCCAGCUAGUGGACGAGUUGCACCACAAUUCCCCCAAAAUACGCAUGGUCAAAGUGGAGACCCCAGAGCGCCAGCAGCCGGUCCUGUCCACCUCUACAUCAUCAGGGCCCCAGCCCAUCACCACCAUCCACAGCUCCCCUCACACAGUCAAUGUCUCUUCCCAGCUUGACUCCUCAUUUAACUCCAACCCAGUGACUCCACGCGGGCCCAUCAUUAUAGCAGUCCCGGGGAACGUUCCUCCUCAGGGAAUAGCCAUCACUGUCGGUGGUCCCGUGGCUGAGCAGCCAGUGAAGAGGGAGGACAAACCUGUGUCUGUGGAUGCCUAUCAGAAGUGCCCUGAGGAAGCUUCAGAGUACAUCACCAAGGUGAAGGAGAUCCAGGUGGUGGACUCAGAGGUCUGCAAUCUGAACUUGUUGGUUGAAGUGGCAUGCACGCAAGAAUGUUGACCAUAG